Messenger RNA from Meleagris gallopavo (turkey), 3954 nucleotides. RefSeq names its product guanylate cyclase 2C (gene GUCY2C). Lineage: Eukaryota; Metazoa; Chordata; Aves; Galliformes; Phasianidae. Gene Ontology annotation, molecular function: ATP binding; adenylate cyclase activity; guanylate cyclase activity. Gene Ontology annotation, cellular component: plasma membrane. The record is from RefSeq and is a predicted model, not a curated record. Gene Ontology annotation, biological process: cGMP biosynthetic process; receptor guanylyl cyclase signaling pathway; protein phosphorylation.
UGAGCAAACAUUCACAUCAACCUUUAGCCUCUCUCCUUUCCUGAGUUUUGCUGUUGUUAGUUUUUCACAAACCGAAGUGCCACCUAGGACACCAGAGGGAUGGGCAGAAGUGAAGGAAGGAAAGAGGACGGGGAAGUGCCUGAGAAGGAUUGUACAGCCUGUCCUUGAAUCUACAGUGCAGAAAUCUUUUUUGUGCUUGCCAGAAAUAAAGUCUGUGUAAGGUAUCUGGAAGAAGGAGGAAGACUUGACGAGGAAAAGAAAAGAGAGAACACACACAAUGGAUCUAAAUUGAACAAUAAUGAAGCAGCGGAUGUUGGGUCUGGCCCUUUGGCUUUUAUUCCUCUUUCUGCAGCUGUUGCAGCAAGUUGGUUCAAGUAGGUGUAGCGACAACAAUUAUGUGAUCAAUGUGAUGCUCAUGCCUGACUCGGACUUCCCAUCAACUUCUGAAAAUUUGACAUCAGCUGUGGAGGAAGCCUUGUCAACAAUACAAAAUGAAUUAGAGACAGAAGGAGUAAAGGUUACAGUCAAUGCCUCCUUCCACCACUUCAGAUCAUCACUAUAUGUCUCACAAGGCUGUCGCACCAGCACCUGUGAAGGUGUAGAGCUCAUCAAGCAAAUUUUUGAUAAUGGCACUCUUGGCUGUGCUGUCAUAGGACCUGCUUGCACUUACGCUACCUACCAGAUGGUCUCAGUUGACACAAUACUGAGCCUGCCUCUGAUCUCUGUAGGGAGUUUUGGUCUGUCCUGUGACUACAAAGAAAACCUAACCCGUCUUCUGACCCCAGCUAGGAAAGUGAAUGACUUCUUCUAUUAUUUUUGGAAUGAAAUCCAGCAGCCAUUCAAAACUGGCACUUGGGAAUCUGUCUACAUUUACAAGAAGAAUGACAACUCGGAGCAAUGCCUCUGGUACAUGAAUGCAUUAGAUGCUGGAGUCACACAAUUCUCUGAAAAACUGAAGUUCAAGGACAUUGUGAGGACACAAGAUCAGUUUAGAAAACUUGUGAAAAAUCCCAAACGGAAAAGCAAUGUGAUCAUCAUGUGUGGCACUCCAGCUGACAUCAGCCAAGACCUAGGGACGGAGACAGUGGAUAAGGACAUUGUUAUCAUCCUGAUAGAUCUCUUCAAGAACACAUACUUCAGGAAUACUACCUCAGCCCGUUACAUGCAGAAUGUACUCGUCCUGACUCUACCACCAGCUAAUAACAACUUCAGCACAAGGACUGCUGACACCAGCCUGGUGGAAGAUGACUUUAUUAUUGGCUAUUAUAAUGCCGUCUUGCUGUUUGGACAUAUUCUAAAGAAAUUUAUCUUCUCCCAAAGCCCUGUGUUACCUCUCAGUUUCAUCAAUGAAUUCCGAAAUAUCACUUUUGAAGGUGCACAGGGUCCUGUGACUCUAGAUGCAUUCGGAGAUAUUGAUAACAAUUUGACCCUGCUGUACACGACACAGUCUGCAAGUGAUCCGCAGUACAGAACUCUUAUGUAUUUCAACACUCAGGAGAACAAGACGUAUGUGGUAUCUACCAGUCCGGAUUUCAUCUGGAAGAACCACAGGCUGCCUAGUGAUAUUCCAAGCACUGGCCCACACAUACUGACUAUUGCUGUCUUCACACUCGCAGGAGUUGUGAUUCUGGUUCUGAUCAUCUCUUUGCUUGUCCUGAGGAAGUACAGGAGAGAUAAUGAGCGUCGGCGGAAGAAAUGGUCCCAUAUAUCGCCUGAGAAAAUCUUGCCUCUGGAGACCAGUGAGACAAACCAUGUCAGUCUGAAGAUUGAUGAAGAUAAGAGACGUGACACCACCCAGAGACUGCGCCAGGGCAAAUAUGACAAGAAGGUGGUGAUCCUGAAGGAUCUCAAAAACAAUGACGGUAAUUUCACAGAGAAGCAAAAAAUAGAACUGAACAAGCUCCUGCAGAUUGAUUAUUACAACCUGACAAAGUUCUAUGGCACAGUGAAGAUGGACACCAUGAUCUUUGCAGUGAUCGAGUACUGCGAAAGAGGUUCCCUGCGGGAUGUUUUAAAUGAUAAAAUCUCCUACCCUGAUGGCACAUUCAUGGACUGGGAAUUUAAAAUCUCUGUCAUGUAUGAUAUUGCCAAGGGAAUGUCUUACCUGCACUCAAGCAAAACAGAAGUCCAUGGUCGGCUCAAAUCCACGAACUGUGUAGUGGACAAUCGCAUGGUUGUGAAGAUCACUGAUUUUGGCUGUAAUUCAAUUCUGCCUCAAAGGAAAGACCUGUGGACAGCUCCUGAGCAUCUCCGUCAUGCUGACGUAUCUCAGAAGGGUGAUGUGUAUAGCUAUGGGAUCAUUGCCCAGGAGAUCAUCCUACGCAAAGAGACCUUCUACACCAGACACUGCCAAGACACCAAAGAGAAACUUUACAGAGUGGAGAAUGACAAAGGAAUGAAGCCUUUCCGACCAGACCUAUCCUUAGAAACAGUGGGAGAAAGAGAGAUGGAAGUAUACACACUAGUGAAGAGCUGCUGGGAGGAAGACCCAGAGAAAAGACCUGACUUUAAGAAAAUUGAGAAUAUUCUGGCUAAAAUAUUCAGUAAUUACCACGGCCAGACCAAUGAAAGCUACAUGGAUACCUUGAUUCGACGUCUACAGCUGUAUUCCCGGAAUCUGGAGCACCUGGUGGAGGAGAGGACAGAGCUCUAUAAAGCAGAGCGAGACAGAGCAGACAGGCUUAAUUUCAUGUUACUUCCAAGGCCAGUAGUAAAAUCUUUGAAGGAGACUGGCCUGGUAGAGCCAGAGUUAUUUGAAGAAGUCACUAUCUACUUCAGUGACAUUGUUGGUUUCACCACGCUCUGCAAAUACAGCACCCCUAUGGAGGUAGUAGAUAUGCUGAAUGACAUCUACAAGAACUUUGAUCACAUUCUUGACCAUCAUGAUGUUUACAAGGUAGAGACCAUUGGUGACGCUUACAUGGUGGUGAGUGGUUUACCAAAGAGGAAUGGCAACCGACAUGCAGUAGACAUCUCCAUGAUGGCUUUGGACAUCCUUAGUUUCAUAGGAUCCUUUGAGCUCCGACACCUGCCUGGUCUCCCCGUUUGGAUUCGCAUUGGAAUUCAUUCUGGUCCAUGUGCGGCUGGUGUGGUAGGAAUAAAAAUGCCUCGUUACUGUUUGUUUGGAGAUACGGUAAACACAGCUUCACGGAUGGAAUCCACUGGCUUGCCUUUAAGGAUUCAUGUGAGUGGUUCCACGGUUGCCAUCCUGAAAAGAACAGAUUGUCGAUUCCAGUAUGAAAUGAGAGGAGAAACAUACUUGAAGGGCAGAGGGACUGAGAUUACAUAUUGGCUGACGGGUACUGAAGACAAGGAAUAUAAUCUCCCAACACCUCCUUCAGUGGAGAAUCAGCAGCAGUUAAAAGAUGACAUAGCAGAUAUGAUAACCAAAAUUCUUCAGAAAAGAGAAACCGAGGGUUUCAGGAGCAGAGAGAUUAAACGAGUAGCAAGCUAUAGAACAGGUACCCUGGAAUACUUGCAGCUGGCCAGCACAGAGAAUUCUGCUACAUAUCUUUAAGACUGGAUGAGUCAAAAACCUACAGCGGCUCCCAGGAGUACCUCAUAUAAAGGCUGGAAGUUUAUGUUCUCAGCUGGAGGAGAAAGAAAAUACCUUUCAAGGCAAUCUUUCUACCAGUCAACUUGCUAGUAGUACAUCAAACCUCUCUUCACUGUCAUGUCCAAAUUGUUAGAUGACUUCAGCAGGAGGCAUGCAAUCUGAUUCGAGAGGAAUGAGACCUGAGGAUACCUUAUCUGUUCUGGUUUGUUUUUUAAAGGUGAUAGCCUGUUCAAUAAUUCACUUCUGAAAUAUUCACAGCAUAGCCUUAAUUUCUUAUGAUUUUCAAAUGUUGUAUUUAAUUUGUAAUUUUUAUUUCAAGAAAGCUUUGCUGUAAUAUAUUUGAAUAUAACAUUAAACAUACUGUGUAAGUCCUGGAUUUUUGCCUUUUUUUUUUUUUU